Molecule: messenger RNA, 426 nt
Organism: Morchella importuna
Lineage: Eukaryota; Fungi; Ascomycota; Pezizomycetes; Pezizales; Morchellaceae
Exons: 5
Coding region: 1-426 (141 amino acids)
Source: RefSeq, a predicted model, not a curated record
AUGUUUUUGCUAACGUCGCGAUGGUUACAGAAGUCAAACUCUGCACACCAUGAGUUAAAACACGCGCUUUCUCUCCGGAUAGCGGUAGUUGGACAAUCACUGAUAGGGAUCACUCUCUGUCUCAAGAUUCUCAAGAUUCUCAAGAUUCUCAAGAUUCCCAGGAUUCUCAAGUUCUGCUCAGGCUUCACAGCUCAGCGACUGAUUGAUAGAUCUUCCAAUGGAGACGCAUUGCGGGAUCUCCCUCAAUGCAUAGUCUUUUUUGACAGAUUUUCUUUCCUCUUUUUUUUUUUAUGCAAAAAGAAAAAGAAUUGGAUUUACAUGGCACAUAUUAUGUGUCCCCAGUGGGCGCCCCCGAGAAAAAUAAAAAUAAAAAUAAAAAAUAAAAAAAAAAAAAAUGAAAAGUAUGGAUGCCCUUUCUCUCUUUGA